Papaver somniferum (opium poppy) is the source of this 2559-nucleotide messenger RNA. RefSeq lists its product as uncharacterized. The record is from RefSeq and is a predicted model, not a curated record. Gene Ontology annotation, molecular function: protein binding. The transcript is spliced from 6 exons. The coding region runs from base 58 to 2388 and encodes 776 amino acids. NCBI's taxonomy places the organism in Eukaryota, Viridiplantae, Streptophyta, Magnoliopsida, Ranunculales, Papaveraceae.
CUUGCUUUCUUUCUUUCUUUUAGCUAGUUUUCAAUUAAUCACACUUCCAAAAUCGCCAUGUCUAGGGAAGAUGGUGAUGAACCAUCACUGGAAACGGUAAUGCUUUGCAAGCUUAUUGCUGAAUCUCAAGGAGACAUGCUGCAAAAACUUCAUGAAUCUCAAGGAGACACACUGCGAGAACUCAUUGGAUCUCAACAACGCAGCCAGGAACACAUGUUAAAAAAGUUAACCACAAGUUUUAAAUCGGGACUAGAGGAAGUACUCAAUCGUCAAAAUAAGGCCGGCGGUGAAGACGAAAAAGAAGAUGAGGCUGAUCCCGAAAAGAAACCAAUCAUUGCGGCUGAUCUGGAUGGUAACAAUGUUUUGGAUGAGUAUCAGGAGUUAUACGACAAAGUAUGUGCGGGGAACAAGGGCCGAGUUGUUGAAUUACUGACGAUAUAUUUUCCAGAAGCUGCUGGAAUAGCAAUUACAUGCGACAAUGAAACAAUAUUGCAUAUAGCGGUAAGAAGCAGGGAUAAUCUGGAGAUGGUGAAAGAGCUCGUGAAACGCAUGACCCCUGAAGCCCUGGAAAUAAAGGAUAAAUAUGGUUCCACAGCACUUCAUGUGGCUGCCUUACAUGGACAAAAACAGGCUGCCGCACAAAUCAUAAGCAAGAAUCUAAAACUUACCCAGAUGCGCGAUGAAUAUGACAGGAUACCACUUGAAACUGCUAUUGUACAUGUAAGCGAUGGACAAAAAGACACUGUUAAGUAUCUUUACACUAAAACAAGGGAUGAAUACCCAAGUCCAUUCUCUGGUCCUAAUGGUGCUGAGCUGUUAUGCAGUGCAAUCGAAUCCGGUUUCUACGAUCUGGCAUUGGCUCUUGUCGAAAAGUUCCCAAAACUGGUUACUGAGCCAACCGAUGGACCCAGAGGAGUUGGCGGAUUGAAGGUUCUUAUUGAUAGGCCGUUUGCAUUUGAAAGCGGGGCAAACCUAUCUCGUUUGCAGGGCUACAUCUAUUCAUUAAUUCAUGUGGACAGAUCAUCUUCCCUAGAUUAUAAAACCGAGAAUCACUCUUUGGAAAUUUCCGAAGGCACCACCGGAUACGAAGAGAACCGAGGGGAGAGUUCAGAUGGACAGGAAGGAGAUGUAGAGAAUCAAUUGAAAGCCAAAAAAGCUCCCUCACCUGAAAAUAAAAAAGCCAAAGGAGUGGUGAAAAAAUUCAUUUUGAACUAUAUCAUGCCUUACUAUGCCCGAGCACCUCUUGUCAGACGUCUAUAUAGUCAGAAGGUGAUCCACCAACAAGCCUUGGAAUUGGUUAAUCAUAUGGUAAGAAAUAUCAAACAAACAAUCCCUAGUGGGCAAGAUGUAACAAUUUAUCUAAAUAAAAAUGAAGUUAUGAAGACGGCAAUAGAAUAUGGGAUCACUGAGUUUGUAACGGUGUGUCUGGAUGAAUACCCUCACCUGAUUUGGGAUAAAUUUAAUGAUCUCACAAUGAUACAAAUGGCAGUUCAAGAACGAGAUGAAAAUAUUUUGAAUCUCAUAUUGGAAACCAGUGGAAAUGAUAGAGGUUUUCUAGUUUCUAGGGAAGAUGAUAAAGGUAACAACAUCUUACACUACGCUGCAAGACUUGCGCCUUCUGCUAAACUAAAUUUGGUAUCCGGCACAGCUUUACAAUUACAACGAGAGGUACAGUGGUAUAAGGGGGUUGAAGCAAUUAUACAUCCAGAUUAUAAGUACCAGAGAAAUAAAAACGACGAAACAGCCAAGUCUAUAUUCACGGAGCAACAUAGAGACUUGGUGGAGAAAGGAGAGCAGUGGAUAAAAGAUACAUCCGGCUCCUGCAUGGUAGUUGCCACACUUAUUGCUACAGUUGCGUUUGCAGCCGUGUUCACCGUCCCAGGUGGUAACAUUGGUGAUACUGGUGACCCCAAAAAUGGUCUCCCAGUUUUCUUGAACAAGUGGAUAUUUCUAUUGUUUGCAAUAGGUGAUUGUGGUUCUCUUUUCGCGUCAGUUACAUCGGUUCUCAUGUUUUUAGCAAUCAUGACCUCUCGUUAUUCUGAAGAUGAUUUUUACAAAUCUUUGCUACAGAAACUCAUAAUUGGGCUGCUAACUCUAUUCUUUUCUAUGAGCGGCAUAUUGUUAGCCUUUGCUGCAGCAUUUACCCUUGCUUGCGGGGAUAAAUAUUGGUGGGCUCCAGUUCCAUUGGCAAUAUUUGGUUUGGUUACGAUAAUCUUAUUUGCGUUGUUGGAAUUUCCGUUGUUUGCCAGAAUGGUAGUGUCUACUUAUUAUCCUUGCGUUUUCCGAAGCAAGGAGGAUGAUGCUAAGAAAAAAACCAAGAGAUUUACUGAUAAUAAGAAAAAAACCUCGAGAUCAAACAAGCCAAUUGAUCCCAAGAAAGAACGUUGAUCAGGUUUUUCUGGUUUAGAACUUGGAGGAUUUGUUAGCUCUCAUCAACGAAGAACCAACCAAGUUGGUCAGUAUUUCAUGCUAGUGAUCAUUAGUUGGUUGUUGUGGGUAUUGUCAUGUAUUUUUUUUUCAUGUCCUCUUCUUGUUUAUUUAAUUAUUUUUUGUUGAACA